Stereum hirsutum FP-91666 SS1 is the source of this 243-nucleotide messenger RNA. RefSeq lists its product as uncharacterized. The transcript has a single exon. The record is from RefSeq and is a predicted model, not a curated record. The annotation marks the transcript as partial. NCBI's taxonomy places the organism in Eukaryota, Fungi, Basidiomycota, Agaricomycetes, Russulales, Stereaceae.
CUGACUUUCGAUCAAGAAGGUUACCGCGCUGCUCGACCGUCGUUCCGACUGGCAGGGUACUCUGGGCCUCGAGAUGCGGACGAUGAUGUGGCGUUCAGCAUGAGCCACCAUCUUUGCUCAGGCCAAGCGGACUUCAUGCCACUCAAACGAGAGGUCUUCGCCUUUCAUCAUGCGGCGCUAGAACCUGCUCCUAUUCUGCGCAGGCUGACCAUGAAAGGCGACGACAGCCACGACUAUAUCUCC